AUGCCCGCUCAAGGCCGAAAUCCGAAUGCAAUUUCCCGCCCUCCUGUAUCCCCACAUGAAGCAAAAAAGAACGCACAUAACCCGCGUCUCGUCCUCUCGUUGCUCUCCCGUGCUCGGUGCCGAAGUCUCUUCAGCCCAACCGUCCCCCCUUUCCCUCUCAAGUCUGCCAAGGAUGCGGUUACCCGGACCGGUUCCGAAGCAGAGUUGAAUGGGUGUCAGAUAAGUUGGGGCAUCUUGGUUGCCAGUCCGAGGCGCGUUGCCUUUUUGCGGAAACAUUGCCUAGGUUUAAGGGUUGGUUGA
Molecule: messenger RNA, 300 nt
Organism: Paracoccidioides brasiliensis Pb18
Exons: 2
Coding region: 1-300 (99 amino acids)
Source: RefSeq, a predicted model, not a curated record